Penicillium cataractarum is the source of this 4269-nucleotide messenger RNA. Its product is annotated as ATP-binding cassette transporter YOR1. Gene Ontology annotation, biological process: transmembrane transport. The record is from RefSeq and is a predicted model, not a curated record. Gene Ontology annotation, cellular component: membrane. Bases 1 to 4269 code for a protein of 1422 amino acids. Lineage: Eukaryota; Fungi; Ascomycota; Eurotiomycetes; Eurotiales; Aspergillaceae. The transcript has 4 exons. Gene Ontology annotation, molecular function: ATP binding; ABC-type transporter activity; ATP hydrolysis activity.
AUGUCUGCGCCCGAUCCACAGCCGCAGGCAGUUGUCGUGGGCGACGAAAAGCUCCAGGCGGCCGAUAGUUCUAGAUCGGCGUCUGGAGAUGAAGCCAAGGCCCCCGAUGUGGUUCUGCAGCCCCCCACGCCCAAGAAGAAAUGGCAUCAACGCUUGAAUCCCUUACGUUGGCAGACCCCGCCGCCUGUACCGGAGGAGCGCACGCAUUCGAGGGAGUAUGGGGCUUCGUUUUUGAGUGUUGUUACCUUUCAAUGGAUGUCGCCUUUGAUGAGGGUCGGAUAUUUGCGACCACUCGAUUUGCAGGACAUCUGGACGGUUAAUCCCAACCGUACCGUCGACGUAUUAUCAGAUCGCCUAGACACUGCGUUGGAAGAUCGCAUCGCGCGCGGAACUAAGCGCGCCCUCGUCUGGGCUUUAUACGACACCUUUCGCUUUGAAUUUAUUCUCGGUGCUGUCUGCCAGUUUUUCAGUUCGCUGUUGCUGGUGUUUGCGCCUUACUUGACCCGGUACUUGAUCGCGUAUGCGACGGAGGCUUAUGCCGCUCAGCAUAGCGGUCGCCCGGAACCGCAUAUCGGGCGUGGUAUGGGUUUCGUCGUGGGUAUUACCUGCAUGCAGGCCUUGCAGAGUCUAUGUACGAAUCAGUUCCUUUAUCGGGGUCAGAUGGUUGGUGGGCAGAUCCGUGCUGUCCUGAUUUCUCAGGUUUUCAAUAAGGCUAUGAAGUUGUCUGGUCGUGCCAAGGCCGGUGGACAGGCGACGGCGGAGGAAGUUAAAGCUUUGGAGGCUACCAAGGAAGCUUUGAUGAAGCAGGAUGGCAAGGGGAAGAGUCAGGACCCUAAGGCUGCUGCGGCGGCGACUUCUCCCGCCGGUGUUGCUGGUGAUGGUCGCGGAUGGAAUAAUGGCCGCAUCAUCGCUUUGAUGAGUAUCGACGUGGAUCGCAUCAAUCUGGCAAUGGGCAUGUUCCACAUGAUCUGGUCUGCUCCGAUCACCAUCAUCGUGACUCUGGUUCUGCUGAUUGUCAACAUUGGCUACAGCUGUCUCUCCGGCUACGCUCUGUUGGUUUUCGGUAUGCCAUUCUUGACCUACGCCGUGCGAUUCCUGAUCAAGAGACGACGAAACAUCAACAAGAUCACCGAUCAGCGAGUCUCUCUUACUCAGGAGAUUCUGCAGGCCGUUCGAUUUGUCAAAUUCUUCGGUUGGGAGAGUAGUUUCCUCAAUCGUUUGAAGGAGAUCCGGAAACGGGAGAUUCGCUCUAUUCAGACGCUUCUGGCUGUUCGAAAUGGUAUUCUCUGUGUGUCCAUGUCGAUUCCAAUUUUCGCUUCGAUGCUUGCUUUCAUCACCUACGCUUUGUCAAAGCAUGAGUUGAACCCGGCUCCGAUUUUCUCAUCGCUCGCUCUGUUCAACUCGCUGCGGAUGCCGCUGAAUAUGAUGCCACUCGUCAUCGGACAAGUCACGGAUGCAUGGACUGCUCUCAACCGGAUUCAGGAGUUCUUGUUGGCUGAAGAGCAGAAGGAAGACAUUGAAAAGGAUGAGACCAUGUCGGAUGCCAUCGAAAUCGAAAACGCAUCUUUCACCUGGGAGCGUUUACCCACUGACGAGAAGGAGGGGAGUAAAGACCAGAAGAAACCCGCGAAAGGCCCUGAAUCUACUGCCCUGACUUCCCCCGACGAAAAGGAAAACGCAGAUUCGGUUCCCCUGGAGCCGUUCAAGCUCAAGAAUGUCACCCUAGAGGUCGGACGAAACGAGCUGCUCGCGGUCAUCGGAACCGUUGGCUGUGGCAAGAGUUCUCUGCUUUCUGCACUGGCUGGCGAUAUGCGCGUGACUGAUGGCAAGGUUCGCAUGAGUACGACACGAUCAUUCUGCCCACAGUACGCCUGGAUCCAAAACGCCACCGUGCGCAACAACAUUCUGUUUGGAAAGGAGUACGAUGAGUCCUGGUACGAAAAAGUCAUCGAUGCCUGUGCUCUGGCUCCAGAUUUGGAGAUUCUUCCUAAUGGCGACUCGACUGAAAUUGGAGAGCGUGGUAUUACUGUAUCUGGUGGUCAGAAGCAACGUUUGAAUAUCGCUCGUGCUAUUUAUUUCAAUGCAGAGCUCGUGCUUAUGGACGAUCCUUUGUCGGCUGUGGACGCUCACGUUGGACGUCAUAUCAUGGACAAGGCGAUUUGCGGUCUUCUCAAGGAUCGCUGCAGAAUUCUGGCAACUCAUCAGCUCCAUGUUCUCAGCCGUUGUGAUAGAAUUGUUGUUAUGGAAGAGGGUCGCAUCCACGCUGUCGAUACCUUCGACAACCUGAUGCGUGAUAAUGAGCUUUUUAAGCGACUCAUGUCUACUUCUGGACAGGAAGACUCGAAGGAGGAGGAGGAGGAGGCUGAGGCUGCAGAUGAGGUUGCCGACGCAUCUAACGAGAAGGCCGCAACCAAAAAGGUUGCACCAGGUAAGCCUGCUGCUGCUCUGAUGCAGCAGGAAGAAAAGGCGACUGCAUCUGUUGGAUGGAGUGUGUGGAAGGCAUACAUCCGUGCAUCGGGCAGCUACUUCAACGCUGUGAUGGUAUUCAUUCUUCUCGGUCUUGCGAACGUCGCCAACAUCUGGACAAGUCUGUGGCUUUCAUACUGGACAUCUGACAAGUACCCGAGUCUAUCGACCGGCCAGUACAUUGGUGUUUAUGCCGGGCUUGGUGGCAUGGUUGUCUUGUUGAUGUUCGUUUUCUCGACUUAUAUGACGACUUGUGGAACCAAUGCUAGUCGCACUAUGCUUCAGCGUGCGAUGACCCGUGUCCUGCGUGCGCCAAUGUCAUUCUUCGACACAACACCUCUAGGCCGAAUCACCAAUCGCUUCUCAAAGGAUAUUCAGGUCAUGGAUAAUGAACUCUCUGACGCGAUGCGUAUUUACGCUUUGACAAUGACUAUGAUCAUCUCGGUUAUGGUAUUGAUUAUUGUCUUUUUCUACUACUUUGUCAUCGCUCUUGUUCCAUUGUUCAUCCUCUUCCUGCUUGCGUCAAACUACUACCGCGCCUCUGCACGAGAGAUGAAGCGCCACGAAGCAGUCCUGCGAUCAAUCGUCUACGCGAAAUUCGGUGAAGCCAUCACCGGUACAGCCUGCAUUCGCGCGUACGGUGUCGAGAACCAAUUCCGCAAGAGCAUUCGAAAUUCCAUCGAUACCAUGAACGGCGCCUAUUUCCUUACCUUCUCUAAUCAACGCUGGCUCAGUGUGCGUCUCGAUGCCGUAGCUACGGCACUCGUGUUCGUGACUGGUGUUCUGGUCGUUACCUCUCGAUUUAAUGUCUCCCCCAGUAUCUCCGGGUUGGUUCUGUCUUAUAUUCUUGCCAUCGCGCAGAUGCUGCAAUUCACUGUUCGCCAACUUGCCGAGGUCGAGAAUAACAUGAACGCCACGGAGCGUGUGCAUUAUUAUGGAACCGAACUUGAGGAGGAGGCGCCUCUGCACAGGGUCGAGGUGGAUGCUAGCUGGCCUGAGAAGGGUCAUAUUGUCUUUGAUAACACGCAGAUGCGGUAUCGCGAUGGCCUUCCUCUCGUCCUGAAGGGCCUGACCAUGGACGUCCAAGGAGGCGAGCGCAUUGGUAUCGUUGGACGGACGGGUGCCGGAAAAUCCAGUAUCAUGUCUGCGCUGUUCCGUCUCACCGAACUCUCCGGUGGUUCUAUCCAUAUCGACGGUAUCGACAUUUCCACUGUCGGUCUGCAUGACCUGCGAUCUCGAUUGGCAAUUAUCCCGCAAGAUCCCGCUCUCUUCAAGGGCACUAUUCGCUCGAACCUUGACCCCUUCAACGAGCACACCGAUCUAGAGUUAUGGACUGCCCUGCGCAAGGCAUACCUGAUUGCAUCCCCGGCACUGGCACCACGACCCCCCCUCACCGGCAGCGAUUCCAAGCCCCGCCCCACAAAUCGCCUGACACUGGAAUCCGCCGUCGACGAAGAAGGUCUGAACUUCUCCCUCGGUCAGCGCCAGCUCAUGGCCCUUGCCCGCGCACUCGUGCGUGAUGCUCGUAUCAUCGUCUGCGACGAAGCAACCUCAUCCGUUGACUUUGAGACCGAUCAGAAGAUCCAGCAUACGAUGGCGCAGGGCUUCGAAGGAAAGACUCUGCUGUGUAUUGCGCACCGGCUGCGCACGAUCAUUCACUACGAUCGCAUUUGCGUAAUGGAUCAGGGUAGCAUUGCGGAGAUGGACUCUCCACUUGCGCUUUGGGAUCGGGAAGAUGGUAUCUUCCGCGCUAUGUGUGACCGCAGUGGUAUCACCAGAGAGGAUAUCCUGGGGUCGGAUUGA